Messenger RNA from Microplitis demolitor, 3747 nucleotides. RefSeq lists its product as uncharacterized. The record is from RefSeq and is a predicted model, not a curated record. NCBI's taxonomy places the organism in Eukaryota, Metazoa, Arthropoda, Insecta, Hymenoptera, Braconidae. Gene Ontology annotation, molecular function: protein binding. Gene Ontology annotation, cellular component: plasma membrane. The coding region runs from base 48 to 3635 and encodes 1195 amino acids. The transcript is spliced from 7 exons.
UUGGUCAUUAUCCAGCAGCCGCAACAACCGGGAACAAGAUUGGCGGUAUGUGGUGGUGGUGGCGACCACCGUGGUUUAUUAGUUACCUUGGAUUUGCUUUGAUUUUCCAUUCAACACCUGGGGUUGCUAGUUAUCACAUUGCCGUUACCACCAGCAGUAGCUCAUCCCAUAAAACAGACAUCGCCACCGCGGGAUGCCGUUUGUCGGAAUUUAGAUGUGAUAACAGUCACUGCAUUGCCGAGGACAAGUUUUGCGACGGCGAGGACGACUGCUCUGACAAAUCCGACGAACCCAAAUACUGUACCCCUUGCAAUAGAACUCUUUACGGCGAUGUGGGACGAACUUACGAAGUGGAAGUUCGACGUCCUCGAGAGGAUCGAUUACCUUUCAUUUGUCACAUCAAUUUUACGGCUGCCGGUGGCGAUUUUGGUGACCUAGUUCAGCUUACAUUUGAUACAUUUACCGUCGGACGUUUCCUAUCAUUUACGAAUCAAGGAUGCCCCGAUGGUUUCAUGAUGAUUCGCGAAGAAGGAAGACCAGCAACAGGCGGACAAUGGUGUGGGAGUGCAUGGGGUUACACCGUUUAUUAUAGCGAAACAGCUUCCAUCAAUCUAACGCUUUAUCUCGCCCGAUUAUCUGAACAGGGAAUUGGAUACAAUUUUGACUUCAAAUUGUCGUAUAAAUUUCUUAAAAGAAGCGAAGCGCAUCUGCGAUAUGGAAAUAACACAAUGUCUACGUGGCGGGGUGAUUUGGUAAAUGGAACUUACUGCGACAGAGUUUUAACACGUUGCGAUACCCGUGCAUGUCGACUACAGUCGCCAAAUUAUCCAGGUGUUUAUCCGCGCAACGUCACUUGCUACUAUAGAAUCGAACAUAAACGUGCGCCGCCUGGACACAGGGCUCUGCUCGCUGUUAAUCAACGAAACAGCCAUAAAAUCCACAUAAAAGACCAGGUCGUCAAGUACGACAGGAGCCAGCGUAUACUGAGGGUUUGGGAUCAGUGUAAUGUUGUUCAGGAUUAUCUUACUGUUUAUGACGGCGGCUCAACGACAGACCGAGUACUAGUUCGUCUUUGUGGCGGUGACACAGUACCAGAUAUUGUCAGCAGUCGCAAUACAAUGCUUCUUGAAUUUCAUACAUCACCCUAUGACAAUCCCUUUCAUCCAGUUCCCUUAUCCUUUCUACCGGGUUUUGAACUCGAGGUUCACGUUCUAUUUGUCGACGAUAAAUCUCGCAGCUUUGUUAAAGAAAACUCGAAUUGUGAUUUUUAUAUAACGAGUUAUGAGAAUCCAUUGGGAACACUUGAGAAUCCAAAACAUUCUCUGCCGCCCAAUACAACCUGUCGCUAUCAUUUUCACGGUAAGCCCAAUGAAAUAGUAUGGAUAUCUUUUAUAAAGUACUAUUCAGCGAGCACCGAUCCCCCGCCCGCUGCGAGCAUCGAUACACUCAAUAAUGACGACGACACCAAUAAUAAUAACAAUGACGAGUGUCACGCCAAGCUCAUUAUAUGGGAUGGAGACCAGACCCAGCAGGAUAAGCAGCAGUCUUAUAAAAAGAAAAUACGGUUGAUGGGACAAUUUUGCAAGGAUGAGAUACCAGUAUUAUGUGACCACAGUCUUUUAAGAAAUAGUAGUCGUCAUACACGUCCUUGUAGUCUUGCCGAGAGUUAUGUUUCAACCGGGAGAGAUUUAACUCUAGAGCAUAUUCUACGUCAGGGUAGUGCUCUUUAUCCAAUAAGCUUCGUCUUACGCUAUGAAUUCGUCCACAAUUCAAUGUCUUGCCAUUUGGUUUUUACUUCCUCCUCUACAUCUACAUCUUCGUCGUCUUCUUCCGCCGGUGGAUCCACCCGACAUGAUGAAUCGGUGGUUAAGAAAUCAACCGGAAUAUCGGGUAAAUUUUCAUCUCCAAAGAACGUAUUUUUUUACGGUCGCGGAGGAGCACAAAAUCUUAGCUGUGUCUAUCGAUUCGAGGCGGAGCUAGAUCAGAAAGUCGAGAUAUCUAUUUCAAGAGCUUCCUUUGGCGAUAAAGUAUGCAUGUCGUACGUGGAUCCUCUGGUGAAUAGAUGGACAUGCGAUCGGCGUACAUCAGACGUUAAAUUAAAUGGAUACGCUGAGCUUGUUGUCUCGGAAUAUCCUUGGCCUGGUGUACAGCUUGUUCGUGAUUGUUUCUGUUCAAAUAUUACCGGCAACACUGACAAUGACAGUGCCAACAAUAACAACAGAGUCUCACUUACCUCGCUGACGUCAAAUAUUGUCGAGCUCAGGUUUACAAUAACACGUAUGAAUGUUACUCAAGAUUACAAUGAUUUUUUUUUCGAAGGAGAAUAUCGUUUUGUUUCAAACAAUCUCCCAGUUGAGGACAAUGAUGAUAGUGAUGAUAGCAACAGAAAUCACGACAACGACCACGACGACGACAUCAACAACGGCAACAACAACAACAAUGACAAUGUGGAACAGAAGCUACAGAAAAGACAGCAACAGCAAUCACGUCGUCGAUGCCCAUCGCGAUUAGAGGACCGAAGACUUCGUGGUACUAGUGGAGAAAUAUCAUUGAAAAGUCCUCUAUUGUCUGUCAGAAAUUACGACGGAAGCGAUUCUGGCGAGGGUACUGCUGAUGUUGCGGCAGUUGAAGAAAUUCUUAAAAACACCGAAGAUCUUACGGCGACGGCUACUGCAACUCAGCAGUGUAUUAAUGAGCCUUGGUUAAUUGAACCAGAAGAUCCGCGGAUUAACUAUAUAUAUUUACGUACGACGGGUUUUGCAAUAAAUGCUGAUAAUAUUGCUGAUUGUAAUACGCUCAAUAGAAUAAUUGUUUACUCUGCAAUAAAUUCCAAAGAGAGAAGUGUUAUUUGUCCAGAAACAACCAGGAGUAAUCGCGAUGGCAAUAAUAAUAAUAGUGAUAAUGAUAAAGUUAAUUCCAAAACUGUUGAGUUUUUUAGCGGUGGAUGGAAUCAUACGUCCGUGACAAUUACCGCUGAUGGAAUGUCCACAUUUGUUCCUACCUCGGCGCUAGCCCAGCAACAUGCGAGAAGUUUUGUCGUGGAAUUUAUCCAGAAAGAACCGGGCACUUAUUCCGUAAUGUGGAUUGCCAUUUCAAAGAGUGCUCGGGCUGCCACGGACACUCAUUAUUUCAGUCCCGAUGGUGAUAACAAUGCCGUCAAUAUUUACUCAGUGGUCCCUCCGGUUGAAGACUGUCCUUACAGAUGCCCAGAGAUAAAAGCCUGCAUAAGUUCCGUCUUAUGGUGCGACGGAAUAAAACACUGCCCGUCAGGUUUCGACGAGGAAGAGAUAAAUUGUUCAUACCGAUUGGGGGUCACUCUUCUCUACGUCGCCGUGGGGGCAGGAAUACUGGGAGUAUUUCUUGUUAUUCUUCUGGCAACCGGUUGCCUCAAAUACUGCGUAUACCGGCACAAAAUGAGGACAAAGAAGAAGAAGAAAAAGAAGAAAAACAGUUUGAAUUCAGUAAAUGUCAACAACAUCCAUGUUAAUCACAUGCAUCACCAUCAUAAUAACGGAUUAACGAGUAGCAGUCAAUUGCAAAGCAGCGGCGGCGGUACCGGUGGCCAAUACAAUAUCACUAGUCAUCCACAGGAUUUAUACAGCAAUGAUAAUUACGGUAAAGAUAGCAUCUGUUGACAAUACGCCAUAGCUAAUGUCGAAACAACCGUAUAAAUUAUUAUUAUUAUUAGCUAUCAUGAAUAACUCAUCAUAUUAUUCCAGGAUAAUUCUAAACACAAAGCAAUGAUCA